This is a messenger RNA of Esox lucius (northern pike), 1196 nucleotides long. RefSeq names its product 17-beta-hydroxysteroid dehydrogenase type 6. NCBI's taxonomy places the organism in Eukaryota, Metazoa, Chordata, Actinopteri, Esociformes, Esocidae. The record is from RefSeq and is a predicted model, not a curated record.
ACCGGGGCCGUGACUAUGACAAUUCUGAAUCGGGGGAGGGUGGACUACUAUCCACGGCUUUUAAUUUAUCAGUGUUUUUCUAAAACCGUCAUGUUCCUGUACCUCCUUGGACUGGUGAUCUUCUACUAUCUGUACCGUUGGUUCCGAGAGAUCCCCAGGGUCCCAGAUAGAGGCAACAAAUAUGUGUACAUCACAGGCUGUGACUCCGGUUUUGGCAACCUGCUAGCCAGACAUCUGGACCAGCGGGGUUUCUCCGUGAUCGCUUCCUGCUUCACGGAGAAGGGAGAGGAAGAUCUGAGGAAGGCCUGUUCAGACAGACUCACCACCCUCCACCUGGAUGUCAGGAAGAAUGAGAGCAUCGACAAAGCAGCCGCUUUGAUUAAAGACAGAGUUGGGACUAAAGGACAUUUCAGAAAGCUCCUCCCACUCUUGAAUUACCAAACACGGUUCCUGUCCAACUUGCCACUUCCAGUGGAAAAGUUGAUGAAGGAGAAGCUUGUCAAGAUGUUCGACCCCGACCUGAUGAAGGUGGUGAGCUGCAUGGAGCACGCGGUGGCUGCCGUCCGUCCCCGAACCCGCUACUCCCCUGGGUGGGACGCCAACUUCUUCUGGCUGCCCUUGUCCUACAUGCCGACCAUGUUCGCCAAUUGGAUACUGCUCAAAGCGCCCAUCUUACCAGCCAAGGCUAUCAACUGAGGCAGAUGUCUUGGUUGUGUUCACGUGUUUAGACAUUGCUGAAUUAUGCCAGUUCCAUUUUGGCCAAGUCCUGUUACAGAAACUCAGCACCUGAUGGCAAAGCUGACAUGCAGUCAAUGCUGUCAGUGGUACUCGACUGGAACAACCAUUAUUCAAUCAGUGCAAAACAUUUUAGAGGUGUGCUGCUCCCAGUUAAAUAUAUAUAGAAUAUCGGUAUCUAGGAUCUGCAUGUCUUGUGAUUGGAUUAGCUAUAGCAUGACUUGGAUGCCAAUCAGACAUUUGAGAUGCCAUUCACUACUACUCUGGAUGUCCUGCACCUUUUGCUGCAGACUUACUUAUCCAUGUCAUUUUUAACCAGAUAAAUACACCCAUUUCCCUGUUUGUAUUCCUGAGCACUGUUGGGUCAUUCUUUGGCUUAAUUUCAAGCACUGUCUGUAGACAGGAAAGCUGAACAGUCAUGGCCAAUAAAUAAACAAGGUCAACAGUCCGAUGUGAUCUGG